AUGGUCGAUUCCGUGGCCAAUUCGGCAAACGAAUCCGAAAGCAACGGUUAUGCACCUCCUACAGAAGCAACGCACACAACCGUUACUGAACCGCCAGUCGUCACCACGGAAAUGUACACGGUACUACAGAAAGCCAUUGUGGAUUCAGCUCAACUAAUCCUCGAAAAGCCGUGGGAACUCGUGGGGGAACAGCGUGGAACUCGUUAUUCAAUCUGCAGCAAGAAGCGAAGCACUGGUAGCAGUAGUAAAAGUGUUUCAUCGUCAAACAACGGACUAGUGCCACGGUUUAUUUCACGGGGGCACACGUAUCGGGCGGUCGUCGGGGACACUUUGGUGCUGCCAUGUGAGGUUGAAAAUCUAGGCACACUGGUUCUACUGUGGCGACGAGGCACCAAUGUGUUAACGGCUUCACAACUUAUGGUAACCAGAGACGAACGGAUACGACUGGUGAACGGUUACAAUCUUGAAAUAUCGGAACUGGAACCGCAGGAUGCUGGUGACUACGUGUGUCAAAUCAGCGAUAAGAUCAACAAGGACCAGGUGCACACCGUCGAAAUUCUGGUUCCUCCCAGCGUGAGAGUGAUACCACCUAGCGGACAACUAACAGCACGGAAAGGUGGUGUAGUAACGUUAGAAUGCAAAGCAUCGGGCAACCCGGUGCCAUCAAUCUAUUGGACAAAGAGGGGAAGUCCUGCCAAAGUGGCCACCAAAAUUGGCGAAGGCCCAAUUCUUACCUUAGAAAGAGUGGAACGACAGCAGGCAGGUGUUUAUCAGUGUACGGCGGACAAUAAUGUCGGAGACCCGGUAACCGUUGACAUGCGACUCGAUGUUCUGUAUCCACCAGAUAUAAGCGUCGAUAAAUCCUGGAUACACUCUGGAGAAGGAUUUGAAGCACAACUGGAAUGUAUCGUCCAUGCAGAUCCGCAACCUUCGGUAUCUUGGUAUCAAAACUCGUUUCCUAUUCAACCAACCGAUAGACGGACGAUGUCAUCGAGAGGAAAUCGACACACGCUUUCUAUCCGCCAUGUGCAACAGGAAGAUUUUGGCAACUACAGUUGUGUCGCGGACAAUACACUUGGCCGAUCCAAAAAAUACAUGGAAGUAUCUGGUCGACCAGGACCCGCUGAGUUUGUAUCACCACCAUGGAGUCGAUCACCGGACAGCUAUAAUCUGACCUGGAAGGUAGAAAGCUAUCCACCCCUGUUGGAAGUGCGACUUUUGUAUCGAAAACUGAUGAUGAAUGAAACAUUCCAACAACCAGGGCGAUGGCACGACGUAAUACUCACUCCAUCUGCAAGGCCCAUCACAGAGCCAUUAACCCACGUCAUGGCAUUUACUCUCCGUGGACUUCAACCGAGUUCAGUUUAUGAGGCAAUUGUCCAAGCGAAAAAUCGUUACGGCUGGAAUGAGGUCAGCGAUAUUUUCCAAUUCUACACCCAACGAAUAUCGUCCGACGUUCACUCUGAGGAAAUGCAAGUUGCUAGCUCAACUUCGCGAAGUAGUGCAACUUCACUGCAACGUCAGCAAUCAAGCAGUUUGUACUUGAUGUUCGCAAUUAUUUGUUGGCUUCUGGAAGUGCACUGCAGACUACAACGAAACCCAUAGAGUUCAAGCAGUUAGGUAUAAAAUGACGGAGAAAGCCGAUAGUAGGAUAACCCACCCCUCACACAGAGACCGAAACCUAAACACGACGCGUUCUCUAUGUACAUUUCCAUUCGAAGAUUUCCUCGUACCUUUGAAUCAUUUUCUCUUAUUAGUUAUUAGAAAUAAAAAUAGAUACACUCAAACAAAAGCUCAAUUUCGUAGCUUUCUAACAACGAUCCAAAUGUGCAAGUUCAGAAAUAAUCAAAGAUCAAAGAUUGAUUAACAAAAAAAAAAAAA
Molecule: messenger RNA, 1881 nt
Organism: Aedes aegypti (yellow fever mosquito)
Lineage: Eukaryota; Metazoa; Arthropoda; Insecta; Diptera; Culicidae
Product: neurotrimin
Exons: 10
Coding region: 1-1605 (534 amino acids)
Biological process (GO): homophilic cell-cell adhesion; synapse organization
Cellular component (GO): plasma membrane; neuronal cell body; axon
Molecular function (GO): protein binding; axon guidance receptor activity
Source: RefSeq, a predicted model, not a curated record